AUGGCACCUGGUGGAAACUCUUGUCUCUCUGUCAUGACACCGCUGCUGUGGCGCCGUCUGACACCACAUUCUCGUCACCACCACCGCAGGGCCGCUUACCUCUUCGGCUGCAGGAGACAUAUCGCUAGCCUUACGGCGUGGCCAUCUGCGUUGUAUUCCACGCAUCGUCUCGUGAGCUCCGCUCCACUUGAGACCCAUGUUCCCACGUUUGAGAAUAGCGGCAUCCAUCCUAGCGUUGAUGAUGAUCCCGUUGCGUCUUUUUUGCCGCGUUUUUGUGUAACACCGUUGGUGCAGCUGGCCAAGCAGCUCCCAGACGAGGUGAUCGAGACGCUAGAAAAUGGGCUCAAGAACCACUUGGAGCGUUUUCCAGAGCGUUAUCGACUCUUCCGCGGUUCAAAUGGAUUACUGCAUGUCCAGCGUGUUGAGAGAAUUCCUGACGCACACGAAGCGACAGAGAAGGUGGUCACUGCAUUUCAGCAGCAGCAAAACCACAACAUUACUGACACUCCAAGUGCCGAGCGGCGCCGCUUCUUCAGACUGGAGGCUGUCAUGAAUUCCAACAUGUUGGCAAAUUCUUUGAACGGUUGGAGCGAUACGGAUGGGAAUGUGGUAGAGGAUGAGCAUGAGCAUGAGCUGAUUGGCAGGAUGGAGGGCUUCAUUCGUGACUUUGUGAUCUCUAAAAAAGGCGUGGAAUUGUGGCUGCUUACCGAGGAAUACACAUUGAGUAAGCCAUCAUCAGCACCUUGUGUUAAUGGCGAGGAGUUUUCGGACGCAGAACAAGUAACGGAGUUGAUAAAAGCAAAAACGACACUUAAGACAUUUCGUUGGGCACGUCUGGCAGAUGCAGAAACGAUAAGCGAGACUCUGGAUAUGUUGCGUGAAAAAGCUCGCGGUGCGGCGCUGAGCGAGCAUACAUCAUCUGAUGAGGGAUCUCAUUAUAGUGGUUCUACGAGAAGCACUCUCUAUACCUGCCUGGAUCCCUCGGUAACAGUCACGCUGAAGCGACCAGUGGAGAAGCUGGUGGAUAAAGGUGACGGCAUCGAGGACUACAAUGUAUACCGCAUGUGCCGCGCAUUGAGUACGAAGGCGUUCAUGAAACUUCCGGAGUUGCAGAGUAUCGUGGGUGAGUGGUUAACGCAAUCGCUAGCCGCUGUCCUGGCGGUUGCCGGGGAAGAAACCAAGACACCAGCAGACAAUGCGGGUUUUGAUGUGGAGCGGUCUAUUUUAGACUUUGAGUAUGAUCCCAAUGACGCUACUCGUGUUGUGGGAGUGCGCUUCUGGCUCGACGAGAGUCGCUACCUCCCAUCCCUAUAUAGUGAAAAGGCGUCUGCAGAACUGCAGCAGGAUCUUUCCGAGUUUAAAUCUACUUUCCCAAAAAAACUGGAAAAGCUUAGCAACCACAAACGGGUGGGCCUUAUCGAGAGGAGGCGUCUGCUCCAGCGGUGCAUCGCUCUGCAUGAAUUGGGUACUACACCAAUGUGUCACCCCGACGUCCUUGCAUAUUACGUAUUUGAUCUGCUCCCACAGAAUGGACAGCUUGUCCUUGCGGGGCAUUUGCCGAUAUUGCUCCCUGAUGAAAUCCGACGCACAACCGACGCGCGUUCUCGUGCGUGGCUUAAGAAGUACCCGCAUCUGUUUCGCCUUGUGGAGAAGCCCCCUGAAAUGUUUGUGCAACGAAUGGAUGUCCCCAUUGACGAUGGCGUGGGAAAUCAGGAAGAGCAACAGAAGGACGCUGUGGCAGGACCCUACAAAGAUCACUGUGAUUACGAGAAACAGCUUCUAAACGAUCCUGAUGAGCAGUUGCGUUUUAUAAUCUCACUUGUUGCAGCACGCCUGGAGGUGUGUCAAACAAAGAAGCGUGACUUGCUCCCAUCGCACCUCCCCAAGUUCCUCAGCUCCAAACUCAGGCGG
This is a messenger RNA of Trypanosoma grayi, 1911 nucleotides long. RefSeq lists its product as hypothetical. The annotation marks the transcript as partial. The transcript has a single exon. Lineage: Eukaryota; Euglenozoa; Kinetoplastea; Trypanosomatida; Trypanosomatidae. The record is from RefSeq and is a predicted model, not a curated record.